Molecule: messenger RNA, 2805 nt
Organism: Hyphopichia burtonii NRRL Y-1933
Lineage: Eukaryota; Fungi; Ascomycota; Pichiomycetes; Serinales; Debaryomycetaceae
Gene: CCR4
Product: CCR4-NOT core exoribonuclease subunit
Exons: 1
Coding region: 207-2567 (786 amino acids)
Biological process (GO): nuclear-transcribed mRNA poly(A) tail shortening
Cellular component (GO): nucleus; CCR4-NOT complex; cytoplasm
Molecular function (GO): protein binding; poly(A)-specific ribonuclease activity
Source: RefSeq, a predicted model, not a curated record
ACUGAUUAGAAUACACCAACCAUUAAACUGUUUCACUUGGAAAAUUAAAUAUCGUUUGUGUGUGUGUUUUUAUUGAUUUUUUCCCAACGAAAUCUCAAGGUUAUUGCUAGAAAUUUAACUAGUUUUCAUUUAAAAUAAAAGAAGUGGAGUUGGAAUCAUUUUAUCGUUUAGUUUUAAUAAUCAAAUGAAUCUAAUCGAUCUGAAAUAUGAAUAUUAAUCCAAAUUAUCAACAGCCUCAGAUUCAGGCACAACAACCAAACUUGCAAGCUCAACAAAUUUUAUUACAACAAUUACAACAGGGACAAUCAUCAAAUAAUAGCCAAUUUAAUCAACAACAAGCGGCUGAUGCAGCACUGGCUGGUUUCCCAGAUAGUGCAGCAGCAGCUGCCGCUGCCGCUGCUUUCUAUCAAAGACCUUUGCCAGCCACUCAGUCCAAUCAACCAAAUAAUCAACAACUGCAAGCCAAUUACUUCCCGCAAUUUUCACAACAAAAUCAACAAAGUAUUCAACAGCAAUCAAACCAAACCCCAACUACGAAAUAUGCCCAACCAACUAACCAAUCAAUACAAUAUCCUCAAAAUCAAUCACUGAUUGUACCCCCUCAUCCUCAACAGAAAUUUUUUGGCCAACAACAACAGCAACAACAACUUCAACAGCCAAAGAUUACUACAAUCAAUAUCGAGAACCCAAACUCCCAAUACUGGCAACACCAAUUACAAUUAUGCCAAUUAUCUAGAAGUUCUAAUAUUCCUCAUUUUUAUGCAAGACAAUAUGCUCAAAAUUCCCGUAAAAAUAAAGUUGGAACUUAUAAUGAAAUUAAAUCCUUAACUUUACUCGAUGCAACCAAACAAAUCGUGGCAGCUUUAGAAGAGCAAGAGAAAAAAAAUAGUGAGAUUACUACUCCAACAUCUUCUAGUGCAGUUUUGUAUGGGAAAAAAUCAGUUAUUCAACAUCCUGAAGAAGAACAUGCACAAGAAGAAAGAAGAAUGAUUGCUAAAACUAAUGGUAAACAAUUGUGGUGUCAAUUAGAUUUAACUGGUCAAGGUAUAGUUAAUUUAUCACCAAAAUUAUUUCAAUAUGACUUCUUAGAAUCAUUAUAUUUGAGUAAUAAUAAAUUAACUAGUAUUCCUUCUGUUGUUGGUAAAUUGAAAGGUCUCAGAGUAUUAGAUUUAUCCCAUAAUAGAAUUAAUGAAGUUCCUAGAGAAUUAGGAAUAUGUCAUAAUUUAAGAUUUUUAUAUUUAUUUGAUAAUAAUAUUAAAACUUUACCAAGUGAAUUUGGUAAUUUAGGGGAAUUGUUAUUUUUGGGUAUUGAAGGUAAUCCGUUAGAUUUAAAAUUUGCUAAUAUUUUAGCAGAGCAUGGGACAAGACAAUUAAUUUGUCAUUUAAGAGAUUUAAAACCAGUUCAAUAUACUCCAAAUCCAAGACCUUGGUUAUUAUUGGAAGAUGAUGGUGAAAUAAUUGAUCCAAUAACAAAUCAAAAUGCUUAUACUGAAGAUCGUUUGAAUAAUGAUACUAAAAAUACUUUUACAUUAUUAUCUUAUAAUAUCUUAUGUCAUCAUUAUGCAACUUCCAAAUUAUUCAGCUAUACACCAAAAUGGGCAUUAGAAUGGGAUUAUCGUAGAUCAGUUUUGCAAGAAGAAAUUUUAAAUCAAGAUCGUGAUAUUGUUUGUAUGCAAGAAGUUGAAAAUAGAAGUUUUAGUGAAUUUUGGGUACCACUUUUAGCCAAAUAUGGUUAUAAAGGAGUUUAUUAUUGUAAAACAAGAUCAAAAACAAUGAGUGAAGCUGAUUCCAAAAAAGUUGAUGGAUGUGCAACUUUUUAUAAAACAUCAAAAUUCAAUCUUAUUUCUAAACAAAAUUUUGAAUAUAAUAGUGUUUGUAUGGGAAGUGAUAAAUACAAAAAGACGAAAGAUUUAUUUAAUAGAUUCAUGAAUAAAGAUAAUAUUGCAUUAAUAACAUUUUUAGAACAUAUUGAAACUGGUGAAAAAAUUGUUAUUGCAAAUACUCAUUUACACUGGGAUCCAACAUUUAAUGAUGUUAAAACUUUACAAGUUGGUAUUUUAUUAGAAGAAUUACAAGGUAUUAUGAAAAGAUUACAUCGUACCGGAUCAAUUGAUGAGGUUAGAAGUAAUUCAUUAAUUAUUUGUGGUGAUUUUAAUUCAAUUAAAGAUAGUGCAGUUUAUCAAUUAUUCAGUACUGGAUCAGUUCUGAAACAUGCUGAUUUAGAUGGUCGUGAUUAUGGUAAAUUUACUGAAGAAGGAUUCCGUCAUAAUUUUAAAUUAAAAUCAGCUUAUGAUUCAAUUGAUGAUUUACCAUUUACUAAUUUUUCACCAUCAUUCACUGAUGUAAUUGAUUAUAUUUGGUAUUCGACUUCAACUUUACAAGUUAAAGGUGUUUUAGGUAAAGUUGAUGAAGAUUAUUCAAGUCAUUAUAUUGGAUUUCCAAGUGCUCAUUUCCCUUCAGAUCAUGUUCCAGUUGUUACCAAGUUUCAAAUUAAAAAAAGUGGUGGAUCCACUAAGAAACCUGAUUUCAAACCUGACUUUAAAACUGGCUCUUCAAGAAAAACAUGAUUAACUUAAUUUUCUUCCUGCUGAUUUCUUUUAUUUUGGUUUGUUCGUUGUUUAUUGUUCAGUUUACGUAUCUUCCUUUCCAUUCCCCAUAUGUUUUUUUUAUUGUUCUUUGUUCCUAUGUUAAUGUUUGAGUUGCAUUUUACCGUUGUCUUUGUUUGAUUUUAUUUUCUCGUUUUAAUUAAUUUAUACUUUUUGUAUAGAUAAUCUUCCUCCUUAUUAUUAUUUUUCUAGAUCAUUU